AUGCUGCUCAGAAAACCCAUCUCCAACACCAAAAGGUUCUUUGAAAGAACCAUAGAAAGUGUCAAGUCUUUGUUUUCUUGUGCUAAUUACCAGAAGCUACCAAAAUCUAAACCUUCUCCCUACAACAAUCCUAAUCUGCAUCCUUAUGUUACGGUUCGUGGCGCUGGCAUGAUUGAUUAUCUCCAACCAAUUACCAUGUUUGAUGAUCUGGAUAACUUGUACGCGGACUACACGAAGAAGACAAGUACUGUUACUCCGGUGAAGGAGAAGAAGAAGAAGAAGAAGAGUGAUGGUCAAGUAGUUUAUGGGAUGAGCGAGAGAGGGAGGAGUUGUUUGGUUGCAGAGAAGCUGAAGGAGCUGGAGAUGAUAGACAAUAGCAAUGUGGAUCAUUUGGAGGACAUUGAAGAGCUGCUCCAUUACCAUGCUCGCCUUACAUGCCCUGCCUAUCGCCACAUUGUUGACAACUUUUUCUUUGACAUCUACUCUGAAUUCUUUGCUUCCAAACAAGAAAUUUGA
Messenger RNA from Tripterygium wilfordii, 516 nucleotides. RefSeq lists its product as uncharacterized. The record is from RefSeq and is a predicted model, not a curated record. The transcript has a single exon. Lineage: Eukaryota; Viridiplantae; Streptophyta; Magnoliopsida; Celastrales; Celastraceae. Bases 1 to 516 code for a protein of 171 amino acids.